GCAUCAUGGGCGCUCCGAGUCCCACGACUCCCGCGGGACAGUGAGCCCAACCGCAGGCCGCCCGAGCGCGGGAAGAUGGCGGACGCGGCCCUGGGCCGGGAUAAGUGCGGGGAGCAGCGGCUCGUGUCGCUGCCGCUGUCCCGCAUCCGGGUCAUCAUGAAGAGCUCCCCCGAGGUGUCCAGCAUCAACCAGGAGGCCCUGGUGCUCACGGCCAAGGCCACGGAGCUCUUUGUUCAGUACCUAGCCAGCCACUCCUACAGACAUGGCAGUGGGAAAGAAAAGAAAGCGCUGACUUACAGCGAUUUGGCCAACACCGCGGAGGAAGCGGAAACUUUUCAGUUUCUUGCAGACAUCCUGCCGAAGAAGAUGUUAGCCAGUAAGUACCUGAAGAUGCUGAGAGAGAAGCGGGAAGAGGACGAGAACGAGGACGGAAGCAGCCACGAGGAAGCCGAGUCCUGAGCCCGGAAACGCCGGAGCCGCGGGCUCCGCGCCCGCCACGCCCCAGCCACCGCGCGCCCCGCCUCGCGGGCGGCCUCCAGGCCCCGGAGCGCCCAGUGCGCCCCGAUAUCUAGAAGCAACUGGAAACCGGUUUUGCUAACUAUGCGAUGCGUGGUUUAUACAGAGAAUGUUACCUUUGCGUUUUUGUAUCUGCAUCUCCUCUAUUAAACACCUAUGUGUAUUUUGCUAGUAAAACGCUUUGUGUAGUAAUUCUACGCCCUUGUUCUAAUGCCAGACCUGAAUUUUUUUAAAUUAAAAAUAAAAUUUUUUUUUGGCCAGUCCUGGGCCUUGGACUCAGGGCCUGAGCUGAGCACUGUCCCUGGCUUCUUUUUGCUCCAGGCUAGCACUCUGCCACCUGAGCCACA
Perognathus longimembris pacificus (Pacific pocket mouse) is the source of this 863-nucleotide messenger RNA. It is a transcript of the gene Chrac1, whose product is annotated as chromatin accessibility complex subunit 1. Gene Ontology annotation, molecular function: protein heterodimerization activity. Gene Ontology annotation, cellular component: CHRAC; nucleus. Bases 76 to 459 code for a protein of 127 amino acids. The record is from RefSeq and is a predicted model, not a curated record. The transcript has 3 exons. NCBI's taxonomy places the organism in Eukaryota, Metazoa, Chordata, Mammalia, Rodentia, Heteromyidae.